Odobenus rosmarus divergens (Pacific walrus) is the source of this 1954-nucleotide messenger RNA. RefSeq names its product protein phosphatase, Mg2+/Mn2+ dependent, 1K (gene PPM1K). The coding region runs from base 386 to 1504 and encodes 372 amino acids. Lineage: Eukaryota; Metazoa; Chordata; Mammalia; Carnivora; Odobenidae. The record is from RefSeq and is a predicted model, not a curated record. Gene Ontology annotation, biological process: protein dephosphorylation. The transcript is spliced from 7 exons. Gene Ontology annotation, molecular function: protein serine/threonine phosphatase activity; cation binding.
CAAAUUGCAGUUGCGGGGAGGCUCGUUCCUGUUGGACUCUAUGAUUGGCUACGACCGAGGGCCUGGGCGGCCGACGCCCCGCCUCUCCGAGCGCGGUUUGGCCAGAGCUGCCGUCAGUCAGCGGGAACAGACUUCCCUCUCCAUCUGGCUCACAGCAGGCGAAAAAUUCUCGAGAUUUUCCAGCAGAAGAGCCAGUGGCUGUUCUAGCUGCUCGCUCCAGAAACCAGAAAUAUCGGGGAAGGCAAUCUUAUUUACCCAGCAGGAAAGUCCCUUCCCCGCCCUCCGUGGAUUCAUUAGAAAAUUUCCAGGGACGUAACCAUCGCGAGACAUUCCAUUAUUGUUCUAUUGACCUUUCCCUCAUUCCUGAGUCCUUUGGAGUUGAGUUAUGUCCACAGCUGCCUUAAUUACUUUGGUUAGAAGUGGUGGGAACCACGUGAGAAGGAGAGUGCUGCUAAGCUCCCGCCUACUGCAGGACGACAAGCGGCUGACGCCCACCUGCCACAGCUCCACUUCAGAGCCUAGGUGUUCUCGGUUUGACCCGGAUGGUAGUGGGCGUCCGGCCACUUGGGAUAAUUUUGGGAUCUGGGAUAACCGCAUCGAUGAGCCCAUUCUGCUGCCGCCCAGCAUUAAGUACGGCAAGCCAAUUCCCAAAAUCAGCCUGGAAAACGUAGGCUGCGCCUCGCAUAUUGGCAAACGGAAAGAGAACGAAGACCGAUUUGACAGCGCUCAGCUGACAGAUGAGGUCCUGUACUUUGCCGUGUACGACGGGCACGGCGGACCUGCAGCUGCUGAUUUCUGCCACACCCACAUGGAGAAAUGCAUCAUGGAUUUGCUUCCUAAGGAGAAGAACUUGGAAACUCUGUUGACCUUGGCUUUUCUAGAAAUAGAUAAAGCCUUUGCAAGGCAUGCCCACCUGUCUGCUGAUGCAACCCUUCUGACCUCUGGGACUACUGCAACAGUAGCCCUCGUGAGAGAUGGUAUUGAACUGGUUGUAGCCAGUGUUGGGGAUAGCAGGGCUAUUUUGUGUAGAAAAGGAAAACCCAUGAAGCUGACCAUUGACCAUACUCCAGAGAGAAAAGAUGAAAAAGAAAGGAUCAAGAAAUGUGGUGGUUUUGUGGCUUGGAAUAGUUUGGGACAGCCUCACGUGAAUGGCAGACUUGCAAUGACAAGGAGUCUUGGAGAUUUGGAUCUUAAAACCAGUGGUGUGAUAGCAGAACCAGAAACAAAGAGGGUUAAGCUCCAUCAUGCCGAUGACAGCUUCCUGGUCCUCACUACAGAUGGAAUUAACUUCAUGGUGAAUAGUCAAGAGAUCUGUGACUUUGUCAAUCAGUGCCAUGAUCCCAAUGAAGCAGCCCAUGCAGUGACUGAGCAGGCAAUACAAUAUGGUACUGAAGAUAAUAGUACUGCAGUAGUAGUGCCUUUUGGUGCCUGGGGAAAGUACAAGAACUCUGAAAUCAACUUCUCAUUCAGCAGAAGCUUUGCCUCCAGUGGACGAUGGGCCUGAAUGCUUGCUGGGACUUCGAAUUUCUGUGAAACAGUUUUUCACCAAGUAUGUCAAGAAACUUACUAGAUCAAACUCAAAAGUCACCCGACACAGGGUGACUCUCUGACUCACUAGAUUAGUACACAGUGUAAAUGUCAGUGUAAGUCAGUGUAAAUGUCCUAACCAUUUACACUGUAGUUUUUCAUAAAUAUCUGUUAUAUUUAUGUUUAGCUGUACAUACUCAGUAUAAAUAUGUGUGUAAUUCAGUUAUUGUGAGUCUCGAAGUUGAGUGAGCAAAUGAAAAGUGGUUUUGACACACUUGCUGAGUGUUACAUUUCUAAUUUUUAAAACUCUUAGGCAGCUAUGAGUUUCUUUUGAUCAUUUUUGUUCUUUAUUCAUUUGAACGGAUUCUCACCAAGUUUUUCAACAUUAGUAGGUAUUUUGACAGCUCUGCAAUGUGUUAGCUGCAAG